UCCACGGUCAAACGAUAUCAGUUCCCAGUGUUCACUCACUAAGCUGCACACACAAAUGCUCCUUUCUUAAAUUCAAUUGCACAGCUCGAAAAAAAUUAUCGCGAAACUUUUAAGUAAUUCAUAAAUUCUCGAAAAACUAAACGAUUUAAAAACUUCUUCAACUUACACUUGAGUAUAAACUGCAACGACAAUAAAAAAUGGCCAAAUUCCAAAUUGUCUUAUUGUGCGCCGUGUUCGCCUUCAUCGCCUGCAUCGCCAGCAUCGAGGCUGAGCCACAACAGCGUGGCCAACGUGUCUACUAUCGUCCAGCAGCUGCACGCUACCAGCGUCCACGCACCCGCUAUCUGGCGCGUCAAGAGGAGGCCGAUGCCGCCGCACCCGAGGCACCAGCAGUCACCCCAUACCCCUCUGCCGAUGAACUGAAACCAGCAGUACCCUUCGAUGAAGGCGCACCCGCCACCAACAUCCCCGACGAAGUCUAUGGCCCACCAGAAGCCAACCAGCCCGAUGAAGUAUACGGCCCACCAGAGGUCUUCGGCAACGAACUCCCUGCUGAAGCUGCCGCUGAUGCUGCGCCCGUCGAUGAUGUGCCCGCUGCCGACCCAGCCGCCGAGGACUUCCCCGCUCCUUUGGACGAACAACAAGCUCGCCUGGUCGCUGCUCGUCGUACCGCCGCCCUCCGCCAACGUCAACGCAAAGCGGCUGCUUACCGUCAAGCCUUGGCUGCCCGUGCUGCCGCGCGCCCUCUUAAAUACAAAGCCGUAGCCCAGCGCCGCCACUGAAUUGCAGGUGCGGUGCUCGAGUGUGAGUGCUGCAGAAGUGCUGCAGAAAGUUGUAAAUUUUUGUAAAAAUAAGAAAAUUUGACAAACCUUUUAUGCUAAAUUGAAGAAAAAAAAAACAAAAACCACAAAAAAAUAAUGAAAGUGUGCUCCCACUGUAAUCAAAUAGUAUGUAUGUAUGUAUGUGUGUGAAAUAAGCUAAAGCUGCGCUUGGAGCGCAGCACACCCAAAAAAACUAUAUAAAAAGGAAU
This is a messenger RNA of Zeugodacus cucurbitae (melon fly), 1030 nucleotides long. RefSeq lists its product as uncharacterized. The transcript has a single exon. The record is from RefSeq and is a predicted model, not a curated record. Lineage: Eukaryota; Metazoa; Arthropoda; Insecta; Diptera; Tephritidae. Bases 198 to 782 code for a protein of 194 amino acids.